UGUUUUUGUCUUUACUGGGGCCACUGCAUCUAAGGAAGACUGAAGUCUGGUAUUAAAAUCAUCAACCAUAAAAUCACAGGAUGCAGAUGAAGUUUGAGCAGGAGUUUGGUUAAAAUUAUUAAUAAAAUUUGCAGCCACUUCAGGAGUUAUACAGCGUUUCCUCACAGUUCUCACAAGUUAGCAGAUAUUCAUUUGGGUUUUAGUAGAAAUGUACUUUUAAAACUAACGUGUUCUAAAGAGAAAAUGACUCUUCUAUUGAAUGUUCUGGAAAACUACAAACAUGGAAACUUUUAUUCAUGACAUUUUUGGAGUCUUUGGGUUUCUUACAUGAUUGUAUGAAAUCGUUUCACAUUUCUCACAUGAUCAGUUUAAAAUCAUGUCAAUAAAUCAUCCCUAAAACACAGAACAUGCAGUCAGUUAAACCAGUUAGGAUAGAACGUGUGGGCUGAGUGUUCUUUCUGUCGUCUCGUCUUUUUGUGGCUCAUGGCGUCUUUGGCGUCUUCAGAGGCAUGAAGGUGAUCGAGAACCGAGCCAUGAAAGACGAGGAGAAGAUGGAGGUUCAGGAAAUGCAGCUGAAAGAAGCCAAACACAUCGCUGAGGAGGCUGACCGUAAAUAUGAGGAGGUUGCUCGUAAGCUGGUGAUCCUGGAGAGUGAUCUGGAAAGGGCAGAAGAGCGGGCAGAACUAGCUGAAAUGAAGUGCAGUGAACUGGAGGACGAGCUGAAGAACGUGACCAACAACCUGAAGUCUCUGGAGGCUCA
Messenger RNA from Oryzias melastigma (Indian medaka), 760 nucleotides. Its product is annotated as tropomyosin alpha-3 chain. Gene Ontology annotation, biological process: muscle contraction; actin filament organization. Gene Ontology annotation, molecular function: actin filament binding. Gene Ontology annotation, cellular component: actin filament. NCBI's taxonomy places the organism in Eukaryota, Metazoa, Chordata, Actinopteri, Beloniformes, Adrianichthyidae. The record is from RefSeq and is a predicted model, not a curated record.